AUGUUUACACUCCAUUUUCAUUACGAAGAUGUAUCACGUCAGGAUCCGUUGCUCAAACCGAAUCACGCCAACGUUAUGGAAGUUCCUGGAUCGUGUAAAAUAAGAGUAGUACCAAAGGCAGCACCUUCUGAUUUCAUAAUCAAAAAUGGAAAAUUGGCUAUGGAGAUUCCGUGCGGGCAGAAAUUAAUACAGACACAAAGGGCUUCGACAGGAAAGUCGUUUCGAUCCAAUCCAUUCUUGGGGUCAAAUAAAGAAAAAAAAGGAUAUGUCAGUGACCUAGCACGGCAAAGCACUCUCCGAGGUCAUGGAAUGUCUCAUUUUUUGGUAAAAAUCUCCGCAGUAAUGUCUCUGUUAGAUUUUCCGGUCGAAAUACGGGAAAAGUCCAUUCAAUUCUUGAUGGAAAUGGAGUUUUGCGAAUUCUCCCCGGAACUGGAAGAUCAUUUCGAGAUCUUCGAACAUAUUAGGGGGUUCCAUGUCACUAUUUUAACUUCGGCCAACACACAAGAUGAGACUUUACCACCGUGGAGCGGCUUUUUUCAAAAAGAUGAGGGGGAAAGUCAGUAA
Molecule: messenger RNA, 564 nt
Organism: Helianthus annuus (common sunflower)
Lineage: Eukaryota; Viridiplantae; Streptophyta; Magnoliopsida; Asterales; Asteraceae
Source: the annotation of a RefSeq genome assembly